CAUUUCUCUGACGAUGCCCAGCUAGGACUCGACAUAAUGGUACAUGUCCCUUUCUUUAACGUCGACCUUCCCGAGCCCAAGCUAGGAGCUCUUAUACCGGACACUGUGAGCGCAGUGCUGGGUUGCACUGCAAAGGCGCUCGAGUAUGGGACAGAGUUGCUUCACCCUCCAUCGGCGGCAGAUCUUAAAGCGUAUGAGCGCUCCUUUGAGGCACAAAUACCUCGUGAAUUUAACCGUGUCCGGAAACGGUAUGCGGAGGGCAAGAUAAUCAACGAUGAGCAACUUUCCAGCGAACUGGAGGAUGCCUCGUUCGACUGGUACCGGAGGCAGCUACGCACGUCGGUAAUUGGUGCAACAGAUGAGGAGAUGGAGGAUGUGGCUGCGCGUAAAUUGGGUCUGCGGCAGCCUAGCCUGCAGGUGGCUGUCCAGGAGAAGUGUCUGGCCGAUGCUCUGGCUGAUGCUGGGGGAAUUGACCUGGAGGCCGAGCUGCGCGACGCCGCAGAGUUUCAGGCCAUGCGUGCGCGCGAGGAGGACCUUCGUCGUGAAGUCGCGGAACGCCUGCAACGCCUCACCGAGUUGCGCCGCCAGGUGCGCCCCGCGCAACGGCAAGCACUAAGCAACAUCUCAAACGCCAGCGGGGGUCUUCUGGCCGGCGUGCUCCUUUUCAAGUCUGCGCUCCUACUGACACGACGGAUAUUUAAACGGCGAAAGCCGCAGCAACGACUGCCGCCCCCGCAGCGGCGGCAGGCACCACAGCAGCCAUCGGCGGCAGCGGCAGCGACUCCACCACGGGCACAGGCUGCUGCCGCAGUGCAGCAGGCGUCGGCGGCACCUCAGGGGCAGCGGCAGGCGCAGCAGCAUUCACAGAGCAAGGCACAAGGGACGAGCACGACCGCCACGGCAACGGACGCGGCUGCCGCCGCAGCUGCAGCAGCACGCAAGCCACGCGUCGUCAAGAAGCGAUAAUUCCCGCCCGGUCUUGUGCUUUAGGAAGCUAUCCCUCUGUCUUGGUUCAAUUUUUUUUAUGGCUGGUUGCCAGUGCGGAAGUUCGCAUUUCGGCAUGUACGUUGACCAAGGCAGGAGGUUACCGUUUCGCUAGUUGAUGUACUGGGCAACUGACGUCGUCUCACUUCAGUCGGUUGAUGGCAAAAGGUCGCUGCUUCACACGGUUACCAGAGGGACUCCAACAGGUUUGUGUAUUUUGCAGAGUGCAGGCGGAUGUGCGAGUGUUACAGAGUAGAUGGCUUCUGGGCUUGCCCACAUUUGAAUCCUGGUCUUGCUCGAACACCGGCGAUGUGUAAGCGUGGAGGGACGG
This is a messenger RNA of Volvox carteri f. nagariensis, 1315 nucleotides long. RefSeq lists its product as uncharacterized. The coding region runs from base 37 to 966 and encodes 309 amino acids. The transcript has a single exon. Lineage: Eukaryota; Viridiplantae; Chlorophyta; Chlorophyceae; Chlamydomonadales; Volvocaceae. The record is from RefSeq and is a predicted model, not a curated record.